This is a messenger RNA of Xyrauchen texanus (razorback sucker), 2144 nucleotides long. RefSeq names its product protein phosphatase 1 regulatory subunit 1A-like. NCBI's taxonomy places the organism in Eukaryota, Metazoa, Chordata, Actinopteri, Cypriniformes, Catostomidae. Gene Ontology annotation, molecular function: protein phosphatase inhibitor activity. The transcript has 7 exons. Gene Ontology annotation, biological process: intracellular signal transduction. The record is from RefSeq and is a predicted model, not a curated record. Gene Ontology annotation, cellular component: cytoplasm. The coding region runs from base 89 to 778 and encodes 229 amino acids.
GAGCGUAAUUUCCAGGGGCUGAUAAAUAGGGUCCAGUUUGUCUCUCUCUCUCUCUCUCUCUCUCUCUCUCUAUCAGCUCGCUCUCAACAUGGAGCCCAACAGCCCCAAGAAAAUUCAGUUUGCCGUUCCACUUUUCCAGAGUCAGUUGGAUCCCCAGGCGGCUGAGCAUAUUCGCAAGCGCAGACCAACUCCAGCCACACUGGUCAUCUACAACGAGCCCAACGCAUCAGGCGAUGAUAAACAGACUACAGGCAGUCAAAUGGAGGCCCAGCUGUCUCCCGCCCAGAGGAAACAGAGCGUCUACACACCACCUACAAUGAGAGAGCUGCAGCUGGUGGUGGAGCAGCACUUUCAGAAGCAGGAGCAGCAGGAGGCGGGGCUCUCUGACAGCCCAGACACGCCCAGUCCAAUCACAGCACAGCAAUUUGACAACCAAGCUCAGUGGGCCAAUCACAACAGCUCAGAGCCCAAUGGCAAUGAGUCUUAUGUCAGUUCUGAGGGGCAGCCAGGCAGCAGUGGGGAUGGGGGUAGAGAGCACAGUGAUAGCCAGCAGGAGGAGAGAGAGAGCCAUCCUCCUCCCAGACUCUCUCAAAAACACCUGGACACUCUAUCAGAGGAACCUGGAGAUCUGUCGCCACGACGCAAAGACACACCUUACCAGCACCAGCCACCCUUCAUUCCUGGGGGGAAGCUGCUGACUAACCUGACAGAAUCUUCUUCACCUUUCCAGGAGGAUGAGGAAAACAGCGGGGAGAAGAAAGUCCAUCAGACAGAGUAACGACAAAGUGACAUCAUUCAUAGUAUUGUUUGGAAGCUAUUUUGGUUACACCUUGUUCCUAUUUUUUUUUUUUUCUGUGUUGAAAUUGUUAGCAGGUGAAAUGUCCCAACUGUGUGCAGAUUUUGAAAAUGAAUGCAGUAAUUUCACUCCAAAAUGCAAUGAGAUCUAAAAGUCUGAGUUUAUUCAUGUAAAGAUUGAAAUAAACAGAAAGUUUUGGAUUUUGAAACAUUUAUUUUUAGGUCACUAAUCAAACAUAAGCUAAUUUUUCACAUUGGCCACAAGACAUCAGACUUUUGGACCCCACUGUAUAUUCUCUAUUGUUUUUUCAUGUUGUUGUAUUUCAUCAUCGCCUGAUGGCUCUUUAGUGUUUUCUAUGAACUUCAAAUUGUAAUAUGAAAAUGUUACAUUACAAAACUGAUACUCCGCCAAUGUUUUAGCAAUACAAGGGGAGAAUUGCAAAUCACAUCCUAACACAUUAUUUUUUAUCACCUCAUGUAGAAAGAGCUAGAAGCUUUGUAGGAUCUUUCUCUCACAAAAGCAUUAUUUUUGUAGGUAUGGCUGUUUUGUAUGCAGACGUGACUCUGAAGUCCCACAUGGCUGUUGUACAGCUCGCCGAGUCUCUGAUAUGAGUUUCUGAAAUGUGGGGAUCGUACAUAGAGUUGAAGCUAGAUACAUACAUACUCACAUGGUCAUUGCAUUAUUUUAGAUCUGCUAUAACAUACACAAAAAUAUUUUUUUAGAAUCAUCAUCCUGCCUUAUAAUUUUAUAAUAUAAAGUUGAAGACAUGGGAAAUUUUGUGGUUUGUGUAAAUCAGUCUGAGCAGCUAAGAGCUCUUUUAUGCUGCUGUUUUAUUGAGGUCACUGACAGAUUAAAAAAAGUUUUAAAGUUCAUUUUUUCCCCAAAGAUUAUUGCAUCCAAAUACAUAUUUCCCUCCUCUGCCAGCCAAUUGUAUGUGUAUUACAAAAUUAAAUUGAUUUGCAACAAAAGUUGUUUUUAAAUGCUAAACAUGUCUGGGUGAAUAUAACAAAUAACGUUAUAUUAUUUGUUAUAAUAUCUAAAAAAUAAUAAUAAAAAAACAACAUCUAAAAUUCCCAGAGGAAAAAUCUCCUUAUUGUAAUGCAAAAAAAAACGGGACUGAUUUUAAUUCAUGCAGGUUGAAAUAAAAAAAAAAUGUAUGUGUUCAGAAAGAUGAUUUUCAUUUCUAUAUUAGAUAACUGUUUCCCUUUUUUUCUCCCUUUUACAGUAUAUUACUGAAAUAUGAAUUUGAGGGGGUUCCUUAAUUGAAAAUGUCACUGUGCAAAAAUGAUUAAUGAUCCAAAAAAUAAACCUCUAUUUCAUGCAAAAACAAAAACAAAAAACAACAACA